This is a messenger RNA of Agelaius phoeniceus (red-winged blackbird), 743 nucleotides long. It is a transcript of the gene PNPO, whose product is annotated as pyridoxamine 5'-phosphate oxidase. Lineage: Eukaryota; Metazoa; Chordata; Aves; Passeriformes; Icteridae. The record is from RefSeq and is a predicted model, not a curated record. Gene Ontology annotation, molecular function: pyridoxamine phosphate oxidase activity; FMN binding. Gene Ontology annotation, biological process: pyridoxine biosynthetic process; pyridoxal 5'-phosphate biosynthetic process.
GCUCCGCUCGGCGGCGAUGGAGCUGGAGCAGCUGCGGAAAAGCUACCGGGGGGACAGCGAGGCGUUCGAGGAGUGCCACCUGGUGUCCCUGGAGCCCCUGGAGCAGUUCCGGGCCUGGCUGCAGGACGCGCUGCAGUGCCCGGACAUCGCCGAGCCCAACGCCAUGUGCCUGGCCACCUGCUCCAGGGACGGGCGGCCCUCGGCGCGCAUGGUGCUGCUGAAGGGGCUGGGGCCGGACGGGCUGCGCUUCUUCACCAACUACGAGAGCAGGAAGGGCCAGGAGCUGGACUCCAAUCCCUUCGCCUCCCUCGUGUUCUACUGGGAGCCGCUCUGCCGGCAGGUGCGCAUCGAGGGCUCGGUGCGGCGCCUGCCCGAGGAGGAAUCCGAUCGCUACUUCCAGUCCCGGCCCCGGGGCAGCCAGAUCGGGGCCCUGGUCAGCCGGCAGAGCUCGGUCAUCCCUGACAGAGAGUACCUGCGGAAGAAGAACGCGGAGCUGGAGGAGCUGUACCGGGACAAGGCAGUGCCCAGGCCGGAUUACUGGGGCGCGUACCUGGUGGAGCCGGAGCUGGUGGAGUUCUGGCAGGGCCAAUCGAACCGGCUGCACGACCGCAUCGUGUUCCGGCGGCUGCGGGACCGCGCGGCGCCGCUCGGGGCCAUGACCCACCGCGGCCACGGCGACUGGGUCUACGAGCGCCUCUCGCCCUGAGCCCGCCCGGAACGGCCCGGGAAUAGCCCGGGAACGG